Molecule: messenger RNA, 1112 nt
Organism: Nymphalis io (European peacock)
Lineage: Eukaryota; Metazoa; Arthropoda; Insecta; Lepidoptera; Nymphalidae
Exons: 2
Coding region: 197-778 (193 amino acids)
Source: RefSeq, a predicted model, not a curated record
AACUGUUUCGCUUCAGUCGCAAAGGAAAGCGCGAAGUGUAUACACCGUGCCAAAACCCGAUAUUCCCGAGUGACAACGUGAUACGAAACGCGUACACCAUAACUUUGUCUAUUGCUCAAUAUCAUUUCGUAAUUCCACCGUGUAAUAACAUAUUUUAAAUCUUGAAUUGUGUUGUGGAAGGAACUUUGUGGACAACAUGUUGGACAAGUCCAUCCUAGGCGGUAGUUGGGAGAGCGUGAUCUCGAGAGACGACUACGAGAUCGACUAUAGUCCUAGUCCAAGAGGAUCACCUUUGAAGGAAACGACCAACAUCCAGGAGGAGCAGCCCUACCUGAUCAGUCGCCACAAUCCUAACAAGACGUUCCGUCGCGAAUCCGUCAUCGCUUCGUGGAAGAGUUUAAAGAAAGAGAGAGAACAGGCAUUAGGGAAACGUAUCGUCUAUGUCGACGCUGACAGCUAUGAAGAUUAUUACGGAAGGAAUGAAGUCAAGCGUUGUAAGAGCGAGAGGACAGCAAACGCUCCUCGUGUUCUUAAAAAGGUCAAACGUACGUAUUCGGUAUUGUACAGAUACGACCCGAACGAGGAAAAGGUUGUUAAGGAAUACAAAUACCAACCGGCCAAGGAACCUGAAAUGUCAACGAAUACAAACCUUCAGAAAUCUUACUCGGAACCAUUCCUGAGACCCGAGAGAACGCCUAAAAAGAAGGUAAAGAGGUCCAUCACGACGUUACUUAACAUCAAGACGAAGUUGGUCAGCUUGUUCUCAUCGAAGAGUUAAGAAUUUUUUUUAAGUAUUAGGUGAAUAGUUGCUCAAUUUAAUGCAUUUUCCUUAGAUUAAGACGGUUUUGGUACUUAUUUGAAGUGCUUUAGCGUGAUGGUUGUAAAAUGAAAUCAGAAUGUUUUAGUAACGUUGGUUUAAUGUGCUUGAUAUCUCAUUUAAUUAAGAAUAGAAAGUAUAAGUUUAAGUUAAGAACAAGUUCUGGCUGGCUUAGUAAGACUUGUCAAGGUCUUACUUGAAAACAAUUAUCUUAGUUAAAUGUUUGUUAAUACUUUCACUAGAAAAUUUACUUCAUAGCAGAAUUAUAAUUAGAGGCAGGAAAAACCUAAGAUAA